Molecule: messenger RNA, 3363 nt
Organism: Pyrgilauda ruficollis (rufous-necked snowfinch)
Lineage: Eukaryota; Metazoa; Chordata; Aves; Passeriformes; Passeridae
Product: protocadherin gamma-B5-like
Exons: 2
Coding region: 865-3363 (832 amino acids)
Biological process (GO): homophilic cell-cell adhesion
Cellular component (GO): plasma membrane
Molecular function (GO): calcium ion binding
Source: RefSeq, a predicted model, not a curated record
GAACCGUUUAUGUUUCCGAUGUGAAACAUAUUUUAUUUGAUUCUAUGAAAGACUCAGAAUUGCCUUUGCACUUAUUCACUGUAAGGUUCUCAGGCAUGGAGACACAAAAGAAGACAUUUCAUUACUCAGAAAAAAAAAUAAUAAGCAUUAUUCAUUCUUAUAAUAAAGCUCUAAGCUUUGCUUUAGGCUGAUUUGUUUCUCAAGUUAAUGUGUCCCAGGUAAGGGAAGCAGAAUUGAAGAAGCUUGAUGGAGAGUUGAAAGGUUCCCAACUUCAUCCCUUUCUAUAAUAACAUUCCUUGCUCUUGUAGUUUAACUACGAAUUUUUUAAGACCAACUUAGUUCCUUUCCAUGUUGCUCUGACACGAAUACUUGCAUCUGAGAUUUCAGUGGGACUAAAGGACAUGAACUGAAAGCACCCAAAAGCGCAUGUGACUUAAUAACGCCUCUCGAGUCACACCGAGCCAGUGCUUCUUGCGCUGUGUUUGCAGUCGGGAGAGACCCCGGGGCCGGUGCAGCCGCUGAGCCCCGCCCAAAGCCGGGCCCCCUUGAGCGCGGCCAUCCGGCGGCUGCAGUGGCGCGGCGGCGCCUCCGGGUGUCGCUGUUGGCCGCCGCCGAGCGGCGCUGGAGCCGCCGCCGCCGCCGCCGCAGCGUCCUGCCCCCGCAGGCUGCUCGCUCGCCCGGCGCCGGCCACAGCGGCAGCGGCACCGCCAACAGCAGCAGCAGCAGCGGCGGCGAGAGGCGGAGAGAGGCGGCGCGCCGAGCUCGCUGCGUUUGAGCGGUCUCUGUUGUCGCCGGCGAGAGCGGCUGGAAGGGAGGCAGGGCAGCGGCAGGAGGCAGGAGCGCGGCGAGCGCUGCGGGCAGAGAAUGGCGGUGAGGCGGCGGCAGAGGCGCGGGCCGGGCGGCGGGCGAGCGCUGCUGGCCGCGGUGCUGCUGUGCGUGUGGGGCCGGGCGGCGGCCGAGCGGGUCCGCUACGCCAUCCCCGAGGAGCUGGGCAGAGGCUCGCUCGUGGGGCCGCUGGCGCGGGACCUGGGGCUCAGCGCGGACGAGCUGCCGGCGCGCAAGCUGCGGCUGAGCGAGGAGAAGCAAUACUUCACGGUGAACGAGGAGAACGGGAACCUGUACGUGAAUGAGAGGCUGGACCGGGAGGAGAUGUGCGGCGAGUCGGCGACCUGCUCCGUCAGCUUCGAGGCGCUGGUUCACAACCCGCUGAAUAUCUUCCACGUCGAGAUGGCGAUCGAGGACGUGAAUGACAAUUCCCCGGUUUUUAGCAAAGCUGCUCUGGAACUCGAGAUUGGUGAAUGGACGCUUCCCGGUGCUCGCUUUCCACUGGAGAGGGCACAGGACGCUGACGUGGGAACGAAUGCGCUGUUGACGUACCAUCUCACGAGCGACCCGUCGUUCUCUCUCGCCUUAAAGGAGACCCUCGACGGAAGCAAGCAGCCGGAAUUGGUGCUGGAGAGAGCAUUGGACCGGGAGAAGCAGAGCUUCUUUGAAUUGGUACUGACAGCAGUGGACGGCGGGGAUCCCGCGAGAUCCGGGACUGUCCGGGUUCACAUCAAUGUGACGGACUUAAACGACAACCCACCUGUGUUCAGCAAAGGAGUAUACGAGGCGCGAGUGGCGGAGAAUUUGCCAUCAGGGUCUCUCGUGCUGAGGGUACGGGCGACAGAUGCAGACGCGGGCACCAACGGGCGGGUCUCCUACUCCCUCAGCAACGUCCACGGCACCAUCAGCGCAUUGUUCACUGUCGACAGCGACAGCGGGGAGGUCAGGACGGCGGGCCCCCUCGAUUUCGAGGAGAAGAGCAAAUACAUAUUUGGCCUGGAGGCCAGGGAUGGCGGGGGUUUGGUAUCACACUGCAAGGUGCAAAUAGAUAUCAUGGACGAGAACGACAACGCGCCCGAGAUCACGAUUCUGUCGCUGUCAAGCCCAGUGCCCGAAGACUCGCCAGCUGGCACGGUGAUAGCCCUGCUAAAAGUGCGGGACCGAGACUCGGGCGAGAACGGUCAGGUGUCGUGCGAGCUGUCAGGAGAGGCGCCGCUGUCGAUCGUGGCGUCGUCGGGCGGCUCGUACAAGGUGGUGACGGCGAGCGCGCUGGACCGCGAGCAGGCGUCCGAGCACCGCGUGACGGUGGUGGCCCGGGACCGGGGCAGGCCGGCGCUGUGGAGCAGCACGGAGCUGGUGCUGGAGGUGUCGGACGUGAACGACAACGCGCCGGUGUUCGAGGAGGCGGCGUACAGCGCGUACGUGGCGGAGAACAACGCGGCGGGCGCGCUGGUGCUGCGCGUGCAGGCGCGGGACGCGGACGCGGGCGCCAACGGGCGCGUGAGCUACUGGCUGGCGGGCGGCAGCGCGGGCGCGGCGGGCGCGGCGCCGCUCGUGUCGGUGGAGGCGCGGAGCGGCGCGCUGUACGCGCAGCGCUCCCUGGACUACGAGCAGUGCCGCGAGUUCACGGUGGCCGUGCGGGCGCAGGACGGCGGCUCGCCGGCGCGCAGCUCCACGGCCACGGUGCGCGUCUUCGUGCUGGACCGCAACGACAACGCGCCCCGGGUGCUGUGGCCGGCAGCGGCGGGAGGCGGAGCCGCUGCGGCGCCGGGAGAGGCUCCGGGAGCGGCGGCGACUCCUUUCGAGGUGGUUCCGCGUUCGGCCGAGGCCGGGUACCUGGUGGCCAAGGUGGUGGCGGUGGACGCGGACGCGGGGCGCAACGCGUGGCUGUCCUACGAGCUGGUGCCGGCGUCGGAGCCGGCGCUGUUCCGCGUGGGGCUGCACAGCGGCGAGGUGCGCACGGCGCGCGCCGUGUCCGAGCGGGACGCGGCCAAGCAGCGCGUGGUGGCCGUGGUGAAGGACCACGGGCAGCCGGCGCUCUCGGCCACGGCCACGCUGCACGUGGUGCUGGCCGAGAGCUUGCAGGAGGCGCUGCCGGAGCUGAGCGACAGAGACGCUGUGUCCCACCUGACGUCUGAUCUGAACCUCAUUCUUGUUGUGUCGCUCUCCGUGGUGUCCUUAUUAUUUGUUUCCACGGUAAUUUUUGUUUUUUUCUUUAAAUUUCGACAGUCCAAGAGCCCUCCCAUAUUUAUAACUUCUGAUAAGGAACUGUAUUCCACCUUGGGUUCAAAAGCACCGUACAACUACUGUAGCAGCACGCUACCCUUGCCCUAUUCCUACGACGUGUGUUUAGCUUCCGAGUCGGGGCAGGAUUCCUGCGAGAAGCCGAGCCUGACUACUAACGCCGGGACGGGAGAGCCUCCGGCCGACCCGGACGCACUGCAGAUGUCACUCUCAGAGAUAGUUUCAUCCUUGUUACACGAUCCUGAUAAAGACAUUUUCACGUCUUCAUCGGUGGAGGAUGAAACCAGACCAUGA